AAUGGUGGGGGUGGCUGAGGCGAUGGCGGCGCCUCGGUGUUGCUGGCCCGGUUGUUAACGAGCCCUCACCGCCCCGCGGGCCCUGGGAAGAACCGUCGUGUCCCGCCGCGCCGGUCUGGCAUCCUGGAGAGGGGAUGCGGUAGCGCGGGGUGAAUGCAGCUGCCUGGUGCGGGGCCUUUGGAGGCGAUGGAGCCGCUCCCAGAACUGUACUCCAUCUUCCAGGGCGAGGUUGCUGCAGUGACAGAUUAUGGGGCAUUUAUCAAAAUCCCAGGCUGCAGGAAACAAGGCCUUGUCCACAGGACUCACAUGUCCUCCUGCCGUGUGGACAAACCCUCUGAGAUUGUUGAUGUUGGGGACAAAGUCUGGGUGAAGCUCAUUGGGAAAGAGAUGAAGGAUGACAAGCUGAAGCUCUCCCUCUCCAUGAAGGUUGUUCACCAGGGCACAGGGAAAGAUCUGGAUCCCAACAACGUUUCCCUUGAUCAGGAUGAGAGGAAGAAACGAACCUUCAGGGACUACACGAGCCAGAAGAUCACCCUGGAGGCCGUCCUGAACACAGUGUGCAAGAAAUGUGGCUGCAAAGGUCACUUUGCCAAGGAGUGUUUCAUGCAGCCUGGAGGAACCAAAUACAGCCUCAUUCCAGAGGAGGAGGAAGAGGAGGGAGCAGCAGCAGGACCUGAAGGGGAUAAAAAGAUCAGCCAGGCUGAGGAGUCUUCAAAGAAAAGGAAAAAGGUGCUUGUUCAGGUCCCUUCCCACCCAAGCCCCUCACAGCCUUUUGGCAGGAAGGUCUCUCAGGCACUGAUGUGGCCACGGAUGAAGUUGGAGAGGAAGAAGAAGAAGAAGCACAAGGCCAAGCAGUCCUCAGAGUCAGACUCGGACAGCUCUGCCUCGGACAGUGAUGGAGCUCAGCCCUCCAGCAAGAGGCACAAGCACUCGGGGAAACCCAGCAGGGCUCCCAAGAAGAAGAAGAAGAAGAAGCACAAGAAGUAGCCCUGGGAUGAGCAGGGCAGGCUGGGCUGCUGCCAGGGCUGUUCCUGGUGCAGCCAGCAGGGAUCAGCACCUCCUGCUCCAGGGACAAGGAGUUCUCUGAGUAGCAGGGGUGUGGUGUUACAGGUGUUGACCUUGCUGUGAGCUGUCCUCGUCCCCCUGGGCCCAGGCUGCCCCUUUGUGCCACAGCUGCUGCCAGCACAGGCUCAUGACACCCUGCAGGGCAGCCCUGCUGUCCCACACCUCGUGUCCUGCUGAAGCUGCUGCCAGCUCUGGGGACAGCUGGGGGACAGCAGCCCUCUGCUGGGUUGGGGUGGCACAGGCAAGCCCACGGCGUGCUGGGGACAGGGUUUGGUGUUGCUGGUGGGACCAGAAACCCCUGGCACAGCUCUGGGCUGCAAACCUGCCCCAGCUCCCUUGGUCUCUGCAAACACUGGAGUGGAGGAGCAAGGAGCAAAUGGGGGAGUGGAGAUACUGGGAGUAAACACGAACCAUGGAGUGUUUGCUGCCUUGGAAAGGGAUGGAAAAUAAAUCUGCCCUCUCCAGCUGUACUUUGUACUGGCUCCUUUCUUCUGUGCCCUCCACACUUCAUCUUGGGUGGGGGAAGAACAGCACUGGCU
Messenger RNA from Ficedula albicollis (Collared flycatcher), 1604 nucleotides. RefSeq names its product zinc finger CCHC-type containing 17 (gene ZCCHC17). Gene Ontology annotation, molecular function: RNA binding; zinc ion binding. The coding region runs from base 154 to 987 and encodes 277 amino acids. The transcript is spliced from 9 exons. Gene Ontology annotation, biological process: RNA stabilization. The record is from RefSeq and is a predicted model, not a curated record. Lineage: Eukaryota; Metazoa; Chordata; Aves; Passeriformes; Muscicapidae.